UUUUGAAAGCGGAUCCGGAAGUUUCACAUGAGUUUGAAAUUUCUAAAAUAUUUCACAUUUUCACAAAUAUCUACCUCAGAUGGGCUGAGAGGACAACAAGAUAUACUUUAUUAGGUAGACUGGUGGUAGGACUUCAUAAAGAUAUAAACUGAGCUAUAUAACAACUGUUAUCCCUUGUCUAACCAUGGCAGAGGUACCAACGAUUGCACAAGAUGCCGUCAUGGUCUCUACAACUGGAAAGCUUCCUGUAGACCCAGUAGAAGUGAAAGGUUAUGACUUCAGUGAUCCAGAGGGAGUGGACUACCACAAACUGCUCAAUAUGUACAAAACCUCUGGAUUUCAAGCCACAAACUUUGGAAAUGCCGUCGAAGAAAUAAAUAAAAUGAUUGAAAAGAAGUUAGAGCCUUUACCACCGAAGGAGGAAGUCAAUGAGGAAAGCAUAAAUCUCAAUCCAGUUGGACGGGAAAAAUCAAACUGUACGAUAUUCCUUGGUUUCACAUCAAAUCUUAUUUCUUCUGGCACACGAGAAACAAUAAAAUAUUUAGUCAAAAAUAAUAUGGUGGAUUGCAUAGUGACAACAGCAGGGGGAGUCGAGGAAGACUUCAUCAAAUGUCUCGCACCAACUUUUUUAGGAGAUUUUGCGUUGCCAGGGAAACAGCUGAGAAUGAGUGGAAUCAACAGAAUUGGAAAUCUCUUAGUCCCAAAUGAUAAUUAUUGUAAAUUUGAGGACUGGAUUAUGCCCAUAUUAGAUAAGAUGUUAGAGGAACAAAAACAACAGGGUACAAUAUGGACUCCUUCAAGCAUGAUAGCCAGGCUUGGUAAAGAAAUUGAUAAUCCAGAUUCUGUUUAUUACUGGGCAUAUAAGAACAACAUUCCAGUGUUCAGUCCAGCUCUAACAGAUGGAUCUAUUGGAGAUAUGAUCUAUUUCCAUUCGUAUAAGAAUCCAGGUCUCAUACUUGACAUUGUAGAAGAUAUCCGCAGGAUGAACAGUCAAGCCGUGUAUGCUGAGAACACUGGUAUGAUAAUCCUUGGAGGAGGAGUUGUUAAGCACCACAUAUGUAAUGCUAAUCUCAUGAGAAAUGGUGCAAACUAUGCAGUAUUUGUGAAUGUUGCUAAUGAGUUUGAUGGCAGCGAUUCGGGGGCUCGGCCUGAUGAAGCCGUCUCUUGGGGAAAGAUCAAGAUGGAUGCGAAGCCAGUGAAGAUAUACGGCGAGGCAUCAAUGGUUUUCCCACUGCUGGUUGCAGAGACAUUUGCUAGGACUUUUAAACAAGAGAAAUAAUGACUUACUUUAGGUUGAGGGUUUUAUAUAACAGAUUCUACAAUGUGUAUUGUGUAUAAGAUACUCUACAAUGUGUAUUGUGUAUAAGAUACAUGUAUCGUACAGUGUACUGACGUGACGUGCACUGAUGAUGUAUAACUUUAUGAACUAAAACAUUGAUAAAACUUAUACAUACUGAACUAUGUUAAAAUUAGGUUAAAGGCAUAGCACACAUGUAGCUGCCUCAUUAAUAUAUUCAAAUUAUACAAGCUCUUGUGAAUAACACGAAAACAUGGUUAACCAAUAACUACACUGGACCUCCUCAAACAGUCGUUCUCGUGUUUUGCUAAAUACAUGUACAUGUACUGUAUAAAUAUGACCUUUCACCGACAUUCAAGUCAUUCUAGAUUCAAAGAACUAGGCAUGUAUUGAUUUUUAUAAAUAAUAUAAAACUAAAACUAAAAACUAACUAUUACAGAUACAGCUGACCAGAGGUUAGUUGCUUAUUAUUUAUGUUUAUUUUGAUAAAAUUAAAUGCAAUCAGAUAUUUUGACAAUUUAAUGAAAGAAGGGUUUGAUUGGUUGAUGUAGUUAUUA
Molecule: messenger RNA, 1854 nt
Organism: Owenia fusiformis
Lineage: Eukaryota; Metazoa; Annelida; Polychaeta; Sabellida; Oweniidae
Source: the annotation of a GenBank genome assembly